UAUAAUAUGAAAACCACAACAGUAGUAGAAUCAUAAGUGAUUAAGACCAAUGUGGAAGUUGAUUAAGUUCCUUUGAGAUAUAAUAGAAAAAGAAAUUACAUGUCAACUUCAUUUGUGUCAGCAUAAUUUUCUAAUAAUUAAUAUGGAUGUUAUUAAAUUAUGAUUGAUAAUAAUGAAUGUCGACCUAAAUGUCAACCUCCGCCUUAAUAACCUUAUAUGAUGCCUAUGUAUGUUCCUGUUCCUUAUCCUUAAUAACAAGAGAAGGAAUGUGAAUGUGAAGAUGGUGAAUCAUACAAGGAAGAAUUAUUAUUUUUAAGACAGAGAGUAGCAGAAUUAUUAGCAAGAGAGCCUGAAGUUAAGACAGUUAAAGAAAGAGUUGAGGUAUUAGACAAUACUAGGGUAAAAACAAUUUAAUAUAUAAUAAAGGUUGAAGAACUUGAACUUGAAGCACAGAGAUUUAGAUUAUAAUUACAAUAAGCUUAAAAUUAAUUAAGAUAGAAAGAGCAGGAAUUUAUUGAAUUAAGAAGCGGAAAUGAUUAAUCAUAAUAAGGAUUACAAUCUAGGAUUAAAAUUAUUGAAGUAAGAAAAACUAAUAGAUUUAGGAACAAUUAUAUAAUGUCAGAAGCGAAAUUGAAAGAGUCACAGGAUUAUUGAAUUAAAAAGAAUAAGAAAUUUAAGAAUGGGAAAGAAGAUGUCAUGAAGUUGAAAGCUCUGUAACUUAUGAGAUAGAAGAAAAAACAACCAAAUUAAGAUCAGUAUAUUUAGAAUAUUAUUUAUUCAGGAAGUAGAAGUUUGGAAAGGCAGAUUUAAAAAAUUAAAUACAGAAUUUUUUACUUGUUAAGAAUAAUUAAUAAUGGUCUAAGCUGAAAUCGAUUCAAUUAAGAAUGGAGGAGUAAAAGAGGUUAAAGAAGUAAAAGUUGAAAAGAAAGUUGUUGGACCAACAAUAACAACAGUUUAAUCAAGUUAAUCAAGAACAAGAGGAUCAAGAAUAAUUGAAAGUUAGGAGGUUAUUAAAGAGGGAACACCUGCUAGGCUAUAUCCAUGAG
Paramecium sonneborni is the source of this 1046-nucleotide messenger RNA. Lineage: Eukaryota; Ciliophora; Oligohymenophorea; Peniculida; Parameciidae. The record is from the annotation of a GenBank genome assembly.